Molecule: messenger RNA, 1821 nt
Organism: Euleptes europaea (tarantolino)
Lineage: Eukaryota; Metazoa; Chordata; Lepidosauria; Squamata; Sphaerodactylidae
Gene: DDX55
Product: DEAD-box helicase 55
Exons: 15
Coding region: 4-1797 (597 amino acids)
Cellular component (GO): nucleolus
Molecular function (GO): nucleic acid binding; ATP binding
Source: RefSeq, a predicted model, not a curated record
GAGAUGGAGCCGGCGGCGGAGGAGUCGUGGGAGUCUCUGCCCGUCCGGCUGAGCGCCGGCGUCCUGCGAGCCUUGGAGGAGCUGCGCUUUUCCCAGAUGACCCCGGUACAGUCUGCAACUAUUCCUUUGUUUAUGACAAACAAGGACGUCGCUGCUGAAGCUGUAACUGGCAGUGGAAAAACUUUAGCUUUUGUCAUUCCUAUCAUAGAAAUUCUUCUCCGGCGGGAAGAAAAGCUUAAGAAAAUGCAGGUGGGUGCAAUCAUCAUCACUCCCACGAGAGAGCUUGCGAUGCAGAUAGACGAAGUGAUCUCCCACUUCACAACACAUUUCCCGCAGUUUAGCCAAUGCCUUUUAAUUGGUGGGAACAAUCCCAUGGAAGAUAUAGAAAAAUUCAAAGAACGUGGCGGAAACAUCCUUGUAGCCACACCUGGCCGUUUGCUGGACAUGUUCAGAAGGAAAUCGGAUGGACUGGAUUUGGCCAGAUUCGUGAAAUCCCUUGACGUGCUGGUCUUAGAUGAAGCGGACCGGCUUCUGGAUAUGGGCUUUGAAGCCAGUUUAAAUACCAUUCUGGACUUUUUGCCCAAGCAGAGACGGACUGGCCUCUUCUCGGCAACUCAGACCCAAGAAGUGGAGAACCUGGUGAGGGCCGGCCUCCGGAACCCAGUCCGUAUCUCAGUGAAGGAGAAAGGAGUUCUGGCGAGCAACACCCAGAAGACCCCGACACGGCUUCAGAACUAUUAUAUGAUCUGCAAAGCAGAUGAGAAAUUUAACCAGCUGGUCCACUUCCUUCGUCACCACAAAUCAGAAAAACACCUUGUCUUUUUCAGUACUUGUGCUUGUGUGGAGUAUUAUGGGAAGGCUCUGGAAUCGUUGGUUAAAAACGCGACAAUAAUGUGCAUCCAUGGGAAAAUGAAGCACAAGCGGAACAGGAUCUUCACGGAAUUCCGGGCGCUCCCAAGCGGCAUUCUGGUUUGCACUGAUGUGAUGGCCCGUGGCAUAGACAUUCCAGAAGUGAACUGGGUUUUGCAGUAUGAUCCCCCGAGCAACGCAAGUGCCUUUGUGCAUCGCUGUGGCCGCACUGCGCGCAUUGGCCACACGGGCAGCGCCCUUGUAUUUUUGCUCCCGAUGGAAGAACCGUACGUCAGUUUCCUAUCGAUUAACCAAAAGUGUCCCAUGCAGGAAAUGGAACCACAGCAGAACGUGGUGGAUGUUCUGCCCAAACUGAAGUCUCUGAGUUUGGCCGACAGAGCUGUGUACGAGAAAGGGAUGAGGGCGUUUGUAUCAUGCGUGCAGGCCUACGUCAAACACGAGUGCAGUCUCAUCUUCCGGAUCAAAGACCUAGACUUUGCCAGCCUGGCCCGAGGUUUUGCCUUGCUGAAGAUGCCCAGGAUGCCAGAGCUGAAAGGCAAGACCUUCCUGGACUUUGAGCCUGUUGAUAUCAACACUGACUCCAUUGCAUUCAAAGACAAGACCCGGGAGAAGCAGAGGCAGAAGCUGCUGGCACAGCCAAGGGAGGAGAGGCAGGAGCAGGGAGGGAGGCGGAAAGGCACCCGGAAUCAGGCCUGGUCCAAGCAGAAAGCGAAGAAAGAGAAGAAGAGGAAACUGACGGCCAAGCGGCAAAGGGAGGAGGGCUCAGAUGUGGACGAUAAGGACAUGGAGGAGCUCUUGAAAGACACCCGCCUCUUGAAGAGGCUAAAGAAGGGCAAGAUUAGCGAGGAAGAGUUUGAGAAGAAACUGCUGCAGAGCGAGAAGAGAGCUCGGACUGAAGCAGCCACUGGCUCAGAGUCUGAAGGAUGAAAGAAAAGUGUGAGCUCGGGGCAG